Molecule: messenger RNA, 7671 nt
Organism: Patella vulgata (common limpet)
Lineage: Eukaryota; Metazoa; Mollusca; Gastropoda; Patellidae
Product: 1,25-dihydroxyvitamin D(3) 24-hydroxylase, mitochondrial
Exons: 10
Coding region: 211-1761 (516 amino acids)
Molecular function (GO): oxidoreductase activity, acting on paired donors, with incorporation or reduction of molecular oxygen; iron ion binding; heme binding
Source: RefSeq, a predicted model, not a curated record
GAAUGCCCAUAGGUCAGUAACCCCAAAAGAACAACAAUCACAAAUGUCAAAGUUAGCGAAUAGCUAUGCGUUAAAUAGUUGCAGUUUGUUAACACAUAGUUUAAGAUAGUGUUGUGCUUUCAUUAUAUGGAUUGCCCUAUUUACCGUUGUGUAUCCAUAACGUAAAUUAUAUUACUACAACAGCACAAGGCUUUAUAUAGAUUCGUCUAAAUGAAUUCAUCUAAACUACUAACUGGGAGAAUCCGAGUUUGCAUUCAGCAAAUAUUAUACCAAAGUUCAUCAGCAUCUGUACAUGGGAAAAUAUCCUGUACAGGUGUAAAGGAUUGGCAUGAUAUACCUGGACCUAGUGGCCUAUAUUCCAUACCUGUCAUAGGACCUGCACUACAUUUCAAACCAUUCACCAAGCAUGUACCAGAAAGAAUCCAUUGUCUAAUAGAUGAUUUACAUGAAGAAUAUGGUCCUAUUGUAAGAGUCAAGUUAGGAAGAUGGCGGGUAUUGGUGGAAGAUAUAAACGAUAUUAAGACAGUGUUCGGUAAUGAAGGGAAAUACCCUAACAGACCCGGUGUUCCAGUGUCUAUCGCGUAUGGAGAAAGACGAAACGUCAGAAAUGGUUUGGAGAAUCUGGAAGGGGCAGAUUGGGAAGCUGUACGGAAGCCUUGUAGUAUCAGCCUAUCUCGUCCGAACUCAGCAAUACCAUAUCUUCAUCAACAGAAUCAAGUAGCCAUUGAAUUUGCCGAGAGGGUAACGAAACGAGCGUUCUCACCGGAAGACCUGAACAAAGAGUUUUACAAAUAUACUACAGAAACUUCGUGCGUAAUAACCUACAAUAAAAAGCUAGGCUUUCUGUCGGAUAAAAUGGAUGAAAAUAAAGAACUGUUCCUGAAAUUUAAUGACGAACUGAUGAAGAUAGUCAACGAAUCUAUAAUGGGUCGAACUCCUCUUGUUCGCUAUUUUAAGACACCUAGCUAUAAAAGAUAUGAAGAAGCGAACGAUUUUAUUUUAAAAACCGUAAAUAAAUAUACACGUAGAUUGAGAGAGGAGAUAGACAGGAAAAAGAAAGAUGGAACAUUUGACCCCGAUGAACCCAACUUUCUGCAUCAUCUGAUUACAAAUACCAACCUAUCAGAAGUCGACAUUGAUACACUGCUUCAUAACUUUGUAGUCGCAGGAACAGACUCCACGGCUAAAAAUCUCCAAGUAUUUUUCUACAAUAUGGCGACCAAUAAAGAUAAACAAGAGAAGUUAUACAAGGAAAUUCAAAAUGCAUUGGGUCCACAGAAUGACGUCACACCGGAAGCAUUGGCUAAGAUGCAAUAUUUGAGAGCUUGUGUUAAAGAGUCUUUCAGACUUCAUCAUCCAACGUCUACUGGCACUAUUCGUGUUCUUCCAGAAGAUAUCGUUCUCGGUGGUUAUAGAAUACCAAAAGGGAUUGAAAUCAUAUUAUCUAAUCAAAGACUGGCGAAAAACCCGGACAUAUUUGACGACCCAGAGAGUUAUGUGCCCGAGAGAUGGUUACGAAAUGUUGACGGGGCAAGGCAGAGGCCUAUUCCGGCAAUGGCGCUUUUACCGUUUGGUUUUGGUCCCAGAAAUUGUGUUGGCAGACGAUUUGCGGAACAGGAAAUGUAUCUUGCUGCUAUUCAGAUUUUGCAGCGUAGUGAAGUAGAUCUAGAGGAAGACAGCGAAGACAUGAUUGUGGAAUAUACGACUUUUAUAACAACUAAACAUCCCAUACCGUUAAUAUUUAAACCAAGAAAUGGCUGAAAUGUUUGGAUAUCUUGAACGAGCUAGAAGAUCAAACUUCACAUCAAACAAGUUACCACUUGUUCAUCCAUUAUCAUAGCAUGUUCAUCAUUUGCCCAGUGUUUGUUCGUCCCUUCCUUGAAGUUUAACGUCCGCUUCCGCCUUGGGUGAUAUCGCAUCGUUAAAUCACGGUGGGUUUGUAUAUAUAUGCCACCAGUUUUAAACCACCAUCCAGUGAAAGACAAUGACAUAAAUUCCGGCGAGCUUUCCGGAAAUGAGCGAAAGGGUACUUUUAAAAUGUUAUUAAACCAGUGUUGAAAUCAGUUUGUGCUGGCAUACCUUUUAUCUUUUUCGUCGUUUACUGUGAAACUUUACAUUUGUGUUACUAUCUUUGGGUAUAGUUCAGCUAAUAUGUGGGCUACUAGCUAAAUCCAUAAAAUUGUGUUAUUUUGGGAUUGAAGGAUGUUAUCAAACAUUAACAGAGAGAGAAAGAAAUGGGGUUUAAUGUCCACUCGAGAAACUAGAUCACUUCGGGACCAACGUAUUGUUCAAUUGUAUUUCAUUAAUUCGCCUGCGCGUAGGGUUCUUUAGCAGUGCGGUGAACGGGAGGACCCGGAGAAAACCCACGAGGUUGGACAGCUAAAACUGUGCAAGACUUUUGGAAAAUCAUUAUACAGGGGAAUAGAGACAACAACAAAAACUUUUACGAUGAAACAAGUCGAUAACCUCGAUAACAGACUAAUAUUUCAACAGUCUGUAAUCCCCCUAAACCCAUCCCACGCCGCCCCCUACCACCCAUCGUACGAUUGUCUUCAACGUUUAUAUUUUUAAAGGACAAUAUUGGUGUCAGUCAUUAUAACAUAUGUGAUAGAACUGGUUAAACAUUUUCUAAAUAUACUUUUAACACAGAGAUCAUUGCUACGAUAGAUGCGUUAUCAAGAUUUCGGGAAACGGAAGUGACGAAAGGAAAACACGAGUUAUCCUUCUAUAAUUAAUAUCAUUCAAAUUAUUUCUACUAAAUCUCAAAAAUGUUUUGUAUUCCUGACCAACCGAAUGUCUAUAUAUAUGUAUUCGCCAUUAGCUUAACAAGCAGUCUUUACGUGGUAUGCAAAUCUGAUUAAAAUACAAAUCUAUAUUUCGUUUCGUUUUUUAUAGCCUACACUACAUGAAGAUCUAACCGGUUAUAGAGGAAGGUUGCGUCAGAGGUCACAGAUUUUGACCAUAUGACGUCAGACAUUUGAUUAACCAAUCAGCGUUGAUGUUUCUAGUUGGUUACCCACAGUUCCGUGCAUCUCACGCCAAACACUCGCCAUAACAAACCGUUUCAUUGACUAAUCCCACACAUGAUCAUGACCGCGGGUUAUAUAACAACUCUUCCAGAUCCUAGUGUAGUAAAGACAAGUAAAACAACAUUUUGAGCUAUAAAAAACGAAACGAAAUAGGAUCUGUGUUUUAAUCAGAUUGGUUGUAUGCAUAUGUUCUAUUAGAUUUCUAAUACCUUUAAAAUGUUUUAGAAUGAUUAAUUUAAAAAAAGACAAAAUUCGGACGAAAAUGAUUUUUGGGUUCCGCGGAAUUUGAGCCAUUUAAAGUACGAUAUUUGUCUCCAUCAUUUUAUAUGACAAAUGUUCUAUUAGACCCUCUUAAUAACAUUGAAAUAACAAGCGGCUGCCAUGCAAGAUACGCCCAUAUUUUCAAGAGAUGGACGAGCUAAAAUAUGCCGAGAAAAUGUUCUAUUAGACUUUCAAUAACAUUCAAAUAACAAAGGGUUGCCAUGCAAGAUACGCCCACAUUUUGCAAGAGAUGGGCGAGCUAAAAAAAAAAGGCGAUUUGUUGUACAAUCAGGGGCCAUAAUCCAGGAAAUUACGUUCCGAUAUGCGGGAAUAUCGACAGGAACUGAUAGAGUUUGAAUAAAACAUAUAUUUAAGUUUCAUCAAAAUCGGAUAAAAAUUGUGGCUACUAGAGAGUCCACAACCUUGGUAUUACAUACAUUUACACUAUAUGCGUACACAGAGCAGCCAUUUUGUCGGGCAGUUUAGGUCCGAUUUUCACGAAAUUCGAACUCAACCAGAAUUAGGGUGUAACGGUGUUAUAUUUAGACGGGACCACAAACUACAAACGCGAUUUUUCGUACACACAGGAGCCAUAAUCCAGGAAGUUACGGUCCGAUAUGAACCAAGAUUGUUGGGUUAUAAACAUACAUUUCAAGUUUUAUCAAAAUCGGAUAAAAAAUGUGAUCUCUUGAGUGUCCACAAGUUAAAAACGCAAUUUUUCCUGCAAUCAGAGACCAAUUUCGAAAGGAACUGGUAUCUUUGGGAGAUAGACUUAAUAUUGGAUAAAAAUUGUGACCUGUGGAAUGUCCACAAAUUGUGGACGGACGUCCGGACGGAUAAGGGCGACGACAAUAUACGUCCACAGAAUUUGGCCCAUUUAGAGAACGUUGUUGGUGGUCACCAUUUUAUAUGACAAGUUUAUUUAUCAAAUUAUCAUGUGUACUUUCGUUUUAAUUAAUUAUUAUAAUAUUAUCACCCAAUAAUACAUUUAACAGUAGAUAUCGCUUGUGUGAUAAAUUUCAUAAUCUACUAACUUAUAUGAAUUUGAUUGGUCAAUCAAAAAGGAACUACUUUUUUUUUUUCAAAGAACAGUUCAUUUUUUUUAUUAAAAUUAACUUCUUUCUUAUUAAAAAGCAAGUAUUUUCUAUUUAAUUGUCUUUGAUGAAAACACUGGAUCAAUAUAAAGGACUUUGCAAUGGUUGAAUUGCUGUCAAAAAUUGCUGUCAAAAAAUGACGUAUCAUGUAAUCACAUUCAGUAAAAGUGAAAUCUAUAGCAAAGAAUUAUAUUUAUUUAUUUGUGCAUGUAAGAAGGGAUUGGGUGAUAAAUAAAAUCUCCUACUCGUCUUUUUUGAUAUCAAAAAAUAUCAACACUCGUCGAUAAAGUAAAAAAAAACAAGGCUCACUUUAUCAACUUGUGUUGAUAUUUUUUUUAUAUCAAAAAAGACUCGUAGGAGAUUCUCUAUUAAUACAGAUGUACCCAUGUAAGUUAAUAUGUAUUUAAUAAUAUUGUUGAUAAAACUAACAGUAUCUAUGUCAUAGUACAGAUCAAUCUGAUUAAAAUACAGAUCUAUAUUUCGUUUUUUAUUCUUUCGAUGGCCUACACCUGUUGUAGUGGAAGGUCGCGUCAGGGAGUCAUACGAGUAGCUUUUAACCCUAUGACGUCAGACAUUGAUUAAUCAUUCAGCGUUGAUGUUUCUAGUGAUUUACCUACAAUUCUGUGCACCGCACGCCAAGAACUCGCCGUAACAGACUGUUUUGUUGGCUUAUCCCUCACAUCAUCCAGAACUGGAGUUAAAUAACAACUUUUCCAGACCCCAGUGUUGUGAAGACUAGUAAAACGAAAUUUUGAACAAUAAAAAAUCGAAACGAAAUUUUGAACAAUAAAAAAUCGAAACGAAAUAAGAUCUGUGUUAUAAUUAGAUUGUAGUAAGAUGUAAAACUAGAGAUUUUAUGAAAUCCUUGAAUAUUUCAGUUAUGAAAAACCCGUUAUGGCCAAACCAAUUUGAUGUUAAAGCCUUGAUAAAUAAAUAACCACUUGAAUCACGUGACAGAUGUUGUGUGUGAGAGAGAGAGAGAGAGAGAGAGAGAGUGAGAGAGAGAAAUGGGGUUUAACGUGAAACCGGAGGACCCGCAGAAAUGGGGUUUAACGUGAAACCGGAGGACCCGCAGAAACUAACGAGGUUGGACAGGCGACUCUGUUUUGUUUGAAAUUUUAAAACAUAAUAAUUAGGAACUAAAAGCGUUUCAACAGUGCAAUCAAGUACUUUUGGUUUCUAAAUUAGUCCUUUUCAAGAAGAAAUAAGAAGGUAAAUUUUUACGGGUAUUCCCGAAGAACAGGAAAUCAAAUUGAUGUGGCUUUAGUUUAGGGAUUUCAGGUCACCCUAAAAUAUUCAUAGGUAUCAUAAAUUCACUAACCAUAGCGACCAAUGAUAUGCUUAUUUUCAUCUCGGUCAUCUGAUGGUCUAGAGGGUUUUUUUUAAAGGCUUUUCAUGUGAAUAACAGUUCAUGACAUCUGAAGAUUGUUCACUAUCGUAGAAACGGUAUACUUGACAAUCGAGUCUCGGUUAUCCAUUUUAUCAUUAAGUUUAUAAAUCUUGUGACCAUUCUAAUUCACGUGAAUCUCGGUCAUCCGGUGGUCUAGAGGGAUGACUAGAGGCUUUGUCGCGUAAAUAAUACUUUAUGACAUUUGACGUCAGAAAGAAGACAUGCAUUAGGCAAAUUUAGCUCUUACGUAAUGUGUCUUUAAAGUGAAAGUCUUUGUUGUGUAUGAAGAAUGCAAUCUUUGAUCCAGAAACUUUGUACAUGGUUUGGGCAUGCGUAUAUGGAUGGAUUAUUAAGCGCAUUACAAAUAUACAUUAUUAUUAUUAUUAUUUCUUAUUGGUGUAUUUGAUAUAUUAAAUCAACAAAAGUUUGAUAAAGGGCUAUAUUCUAGUUAAAAUAAGGCGAAGAAUUUUGAGUAAAUUCAUAAGUCUGAGAAUGCUUUGUGAACUUGGGGCCUGAUACCCGAUACUCAUGUCCAAGCACUACACAAUGGUGUAACCGACUUAAAGAUGACGUUAACAUAAACGCGUACGAAGACAAUACACUAUUCCUACUCAUUCUCACUGACUUUGUGGCACGAAUAGUUUUGAUUAAGGCGAAUUUCUAUCACUCUUAUGAAAACUAAACCUUACUAUUUCGUUUCAUUGUUUUUCGUUUCUAUUUUGAUGUCAACCUUCAAACUACAGUAAGAUCUUUGAAAGUCAAUAUCCCCUCUUGAGAGGGGCUGAAUCUAUUUGUUAAGGCCAGCUCAAUUUUCGGCAAGACGCUGAGAUGUAAAUAAGGUGAGGGCACGUGAUUGUUGACGAGAUUGUUGUAGGUUUGGGUAAGCAUUGGGGCUAGGUCCAAGGUUAGGGUUAGGGUUGGGAUUAGCGCUAUAGCCCGACUGUUUACAUCUCGUGACCUUUGACCAAUAUGGAAGUUGACCGUAUCAAAUAGACCAACUCUUUAUGGGUGGCCAACUGGCCAUUGUUCACAGAAUAUCCUUGUUUCAUUUGUCUUAUAUCGUGUCCUCUUAAAGCGUGCAGAGAGAAUGACUGGUCAUUGCUUACAGAAUGUCCUCGUUUCACCCAUUUUACCUCGAGUCCUCGUAAAGCCUGCAGCGAGAAGAAGAAACACAAUAUAAUACAAUGCGACGAUCGCCAAGCACGAAAAGCAAUUAUUACCGAUUCACAUGGUUCACAAAAUAAAAAUACAUUUCAUUGCAGGGAUAAUUUAUUUUUUAAAAUACUCGCACUGCCAUUCCGAUAAUUUGGGGAAUGUAGAUGGCGAGACUUCUUUGUUGUUAUGUGUUGGGGUGUACUUUUGCGAUGACAACGAUUAUCAGUUCAACUAAAUUUAAUAUUGCCCUAAAUUCAAUCUAAUUAAAACACAGAUUCUAUUUCGUUUCGGUUCAUAAAUGAAAAGUGCAAAAAAAAAAACGAAACGAAAUAUAGAUCUAAAUUCAAUCGAAUUAAAACACAGAUUCUAUUUCGUUUCGUUUCGUUUCAUAAAUGAAAAGUGUAAAAAAAAACGAAAUAUAGAUCUGUAUUUUAAUCAGAUUGGCCAAAAUUCAAUCGAAUUAAAACACAGAUCCUAUUUCGUUUCACUUAAUAAAUGAUAAGACUAAAAGAACGAAACGAAAUAUAGAUCUGUAUUUUAAUCAGAUUGACCGAACUCAAAGAGGUGUUUAGCUUCACUAAGAAUGGGUGGUGGAAGGGUGCACAAUAAAAUCUAAGACAUGACAUCUAUAUUUGUUGAUAUGGUUCCUAAUGUAAAUAUUGCUGCUGUAUUUAAACAUGUUAUUGUAAAUAAUAUUGAAUGUAACCAUGUACGCAAACUGAAUAAAUUGACUUAUACUAUU